GAUUCCAUAACAUUGUUUGCUGGUGCGAUAGAGGUUAAGCAUGGCAUAGCAGAUUAUAUUAGAAUGACCUUAUGGACGGCACAUUUAUAAAUAAUAAUACAAAAUACACAGUGUUAAGUGAUAUCUUGUCGCAGCAACAUCUUAACAAUAUGAAGUGGUCCGUGGCAAUUUUAUUACUUUUUGCAGGAGCAUGCUGCGCUGAAAUCAACCUGCAAAACCUUCCAAACAUUCCAGAAAUUGACGAUAUUGCAGUAGUGAAGGAAAGAUGCGACACCAAAGGGGGACCCGGAACAUACGAUAAUGUUAAAAAAAGUAUUGAAGAAAUGAAAACAUGCAUUAAAGGCAUCAUAAACAUCGAAUCCAUUAAAACCGAAGUUGAGGAAUCCAAAAAAACCGGAUCAAUGGAUGAAGUUUUCGGAAAAUACUGUAAAAAAAGGCCGGAAGUCAAAGCUUGCUUACAAAAAGGCAUCGACGCUGUAAAACCAUGUUUGGAAGAUACUGAAAAGGAGGCCAUGAACAAAACUCUAAACGUCAUCAGGGAGUUGGGAGAGUUUAUUUGUUUUAGAGAUGGGGACAGAAUUGCCAUGUUUGUCGCUGAAGGUGGAUUUGAAUGCAUCCAGGAACACACAGAAGGAGUGAAAAAUUGUGUUAACGCAACUUUAAAAAUUGACCCCACCAAAUUCACUUCAUUGUCUCCAAACUCAAUCCCAACUAUUUCUAUUGACAAAAGCAGAUGCGACGAUUUAUCUAAGGUCCAAACCUGCGUGGUCGAGGAACUGGAAAAAUGCAAAGACAGCACUCCAGCCAACAUCGUGGAUGCUCUCUUCAGGUUCAUUAAGAAAUCCGCAUGCGCCGUAGAAAAGAAGCAUAGAAGAAGUGUAUUUAAGAGGGACAUCACAAACGCAAUAACUGAAAAUCAAAUGCAAUUAAAAAAUCUUAUGAUUGAGAAAGUGAAAAUGUACUGUGAUAAAUUUGGUGAGGGACAGGCAUUCCAAGAACUUAAAGAUUCUUUAACACAAUCCAGGAUUUGUACAGGAAACUUUUUGGACAUUUUUGGACCCCAGUAUAACACGAGAAUACCAAAAUGUUACACUGACACCAUAAACAAAAUCAGAAAUUGCCUGCCCGAAGAACUUAAAUAUUUCCCAUCGUUUAUAGUCGAUAUUCUAUUUUCUGUCACAGAGUUUUUGAAAACUAACACUCAACACUUUAAAUUAUCUUCUACAAACAUGGUUUUUCAACAAUGUUUUAUAAGUCUAAGACAAGAGUCUGUAAAGGAAUCAUUUUUACAGUGCAUAAAUGAUUGCGAAUUGACAGAUGUAAAUAAAGAAAUAUUUACUAAAGACGUAACAUGCAAAAAACUCAAUGACCUUACAAAUUGCGCCUCCACAGUUAUGAAAAACACGUGCAUUCCGGACAUAACCCUGGACAAAUUUCGAAAUGGACUAAUGGCCGCCUUCACAAAACCAUGCAAAGACGUUUAAUCCAAUAAAAUAAUAACAGCAAUAUUACUAAACAAAUUAUAACAGUGUAAAUAGUACCUGGAUUAUAGAAUUUGAUUCAAAUACUUAACAUGGAAAUGUUAAAUAGGGUUACUUAAUUAUAAUAAGUAUUAACAGAACCAUUUUUUGUAUUUAUGGGGUUAGGAAACUUUUAUUUAUAUCUUCAAGAGUGUAAGAAAACAAUGUACAAUUAUUUAAUGCCAAUAAAGACCACUUCAAAACCUA
Messenger RNA from Brassicogethes aeneus, 1727 nucleotides. NCBI's taxonomy places the organism in Eukaryota, Metazoa, Arthropoda, Insecta, Coleoptera, Nitidulidae. The record is from the annotation of a GenBank genome assembly.